Miniopterus natalensis is the source of this 1785-nucleotide messenger RNA. It is a transcript of the gene COTL1, whose product is annotated as coactosin like F-actin binding protein 1. The record is from RefSeq and is a predicted model, not a curated record. NCBI's taxonomy places the organism in Eukaryota, Metazoa, Chordata, Mammalia, Chiroptera, Miniopteridae. Gene Ontology annotation, cellular component: actin filament; site of polarized growth; cortical actin cytoskeleton. Gene Ontology annotation, biological process: regulation of actin filament polymerization. Gene Ontology annotation, molecular function: actin filament binding.
CGAGGCGCAGGGAGUUCGGAGCUCGCCGCCCCGCGUGGCUCUCGGCGCCGCCGUCUCCUGCCAGCUUUCCGCGCGUCCCCGCUUCGCUCGCAUCCCUGCAGCCGGCCCGGAACGCGCUCGGUCUCUCUGGGCGGAGUGUCCCCUCUGCGGCCCUGCGGCUAUGGCCACCAAGAUCGACAAAGAGGCUUGCCGGGAGGCGUACAACCUGGUGCGCGACGACGGUUCGGCCGUCAUCUGGGUGACUUUUAAAUAUGACGGCUCCACCAUCGUCCCCGGAGAGCAGGGAGCGGAAUAUCAGGACUUCAUCCAACAGUGUACAGAUGACAUCAGAUUGUUCGCCUUUGUGCGCUUCACCACCGGGGACGCCAUGAGCAAGAGGUCCAAGUUCGCGCUCAUCACGUGGAUCGGCGAGAACGUCAGCGGCCUGCAGCGCGCCAAAACCGGCACAGACAAGACCCUGGUGAAGGAGGUGGUGCAGAAUUUCGCUAAAGAGUUUGUGAUCAGUGAUCGGAAGGAGCUGGAGGAAGAUUUCAUCAAGACCGAGCUCAAGAAGGCUGGGGGAGCCAAUUACGACGCCCAGGCCGAGUAACCCCAGCCCUCCCCCUGCCCCUUGCCAAAGUCAUUUGCCUGCUCUCCAGGGGAGGGGACCUCGGCCUCAGCUACCAGCCCACCAGCCCACCAGCCCACCAGGGAGAGGAGAUGCAAUGAGAGGCAACACCCGCCACCCUGUCUGCAACCCAACUCCCCUUCCCUGCUUCCCUUCCGAGUCCUGCUAUGUCCUCUCUCGCAAAGCUCAUGGAACAUCUUUCUUUUAUCUUCUUUGUCUUUUGUCUCCCUCUUUCUCGUUCUGAAGAAGAAUCCUUGUGAUGCCCAGAUCACGCACAUCCUCAGAUCUGAGGCGCCUCCUGUGGUGACCCCCUUUCCUGGCCUUUCUCUUAGCCUGCCUGGCCUCCUCCGCCACGACCUCAUGUUGCUUCCACCAGGCCAGUGCUGCCACCUCCGUUUUCCUUGGCCGGCCACCUGCUUGCGGCUGAGGAGGCGGCUGCACCCGAGCCGCACCCUCGACGGCCGCCUCGGUCAGCACCCGCGCUCACCCUGUGGCAGGCCCAGACCUCCUCGAAUGUGCUCCAGGGUCCCCCCCACUUCCUUCAAAGUUGCCUAAGCUACAGAGAUGGUGCUCGGUGGUGGGAAGUCUAGGCCUGAUUCACACCGAAGGAAAAGAGAGAAAAGUUGCCUUAAAAGUUGCCUGGCAUUGGCUUCGCCGCAGGGCCUGGGACAGCCUGCUCCCGCCCUUUCGAUGGAAGUCUCGUUGUGGCACGAAGUGGGGGCCGAGGUCUGAGUCCAGAUUUGACAGGAGUCUUUCAGGGUUAACUUCGGAGGCCCCCAAAGCGAGGAGGACGCUAUGGGGAGAGGCCCGGGGUGCGGAACAGGAAUCUCGGUAGAGCUGGGAACUGAUGCUUUACGUUGGGGAAGGUCCUCUGCUGGCAGCAAGGACAGCGCGGGCCCGAGGGCCCUCUGCCACCCUCGCUGUGUGCGCAGGGAGGGGACCAGAACACCUGUGGUUUUAAUCCUACGUCUGCACCACACAGACAAAGGGUUUGUGUGGGGUUUUUUUCAAAGAAAGAUGAGAUUGGUUGGUUCUUCAUGAGCAUAUUUUAUAUUCUUUUUCUUUUUCCCUUGCUCAUUUCAUUUUGGGGGAGGAAGUCUGUGCUGUGUUGGGGUUGUGAAGGACAUCUGCACUCAAACAGUUUACAGAAAUAAAUGUGGUUUUUUGUUUUUCAAAAA